AUGGGAAACUCCUCUCAAAAAGAGGGGGAGGAGGAAAAGGAAAAAGAAAAAGAGGAGGAUGAAGAGGAGGAACAGGAUGAAGAGGAUACAGAAAAAGUGAAAGAAGAAGAGGUGGAACAAAAGCUCCCUGCGUGUUUUCAUGAGCGAAUCUCUAGUGGAGAUCCAGUGCUGGACCUGAGCCGGUUUCGUUUCCGAUACCUCCCUAAGGAAGUUCUGGACCUGGAACAUUUGGAGAAACUGUAUCUAUGUGAAAAUCGGUUUCGCUCUGUGUCUAAUGGCAUUGCUAAGCUGCAGAGCCUGCGCACUCUUGCACUUGACUUCAACAAACUGGAUGACGUCCCGCUGGGUGUAUGCCAGUUGGCCAACCUCACCCGGCUAUACCUUGGCAGCAAUCGGCUGAUGAGCCUGCCACCAGAUAUCAGAAACCUGCAGAGUCUACGUUGCCUCUGGAUGGAGAGUAACUACUUUCAGUACUUCCCCAAGCAGCUAUAUGAACUCCCUAACCUGCACUCCCUGCAGAUGGGUGACAACAAACUUAAGAGGCUGCCAUCAGACAUGUGGCGCAUGGAAGCACUGCGCAGCCUAUGGCUCUAUGGCAACCGCUUCACUGAGUUCCCACGUGUUCUUCUGAAGAUGGACCAGCUGGAGAUUCUGGAUUUAGACCGAAACAGUAUCUCAGAGUUACCCAGUCUGCUGCAGUUCCCAGCACUCCGACUCUUUUCCUAUGACCACAAUCCUGUGGCGGGACCACCGCGUUUUGGACAGGAUGUUCUAAUUGUUGGGGAAGGAGCAGCAGAAGCCUUGGAGGAAAGGGAGAAUAAAAAAGAAGCAAAGGAGCGAGCACAAAGAGAGGCAGAAGAGGCAGCUGCAGCCGCAGUCGCAGCAGCAAAUCCAACCAUCCAUGGAAUACUAAAGAAACUCAGAAUGAGCAAGUCUUUGGCAGCAGGUGAUGCAUCAGCUGAAGGGGAUGUGACAUUACAGGGCAAAGAAGAAGAGGUGGAGUCUGAAAGACAUACGAUGGAAUUUGAUGAGGGGGAACUUGAAAAUGAGGGUGAGGGUUACGAUGGUUAUGGAAGUGCAGCGCUGGAGUAUGAGCAAGCUGAGAUGAGCUAUAAGUAUGAAGAGGAGGAACCUGAGUAA
Neoarius graeffei (lesser salmon catfish) is the source of this 1140-nucleotide messenger RNA. Its product is annotated as leucine-rich repeat-containing protein 10B. Lineage: Eukaryota; Metazoa; Chordata; Actinopteri; Siluriformes; Ariidae. The record is from RefSeq and is a predicted model, not a curated record. Gene Ontology annotation, molecular function: protein binding. Bases 1 to 1140 code for a protein of 379 amino acids. The transcript has a single exon.